UUUAGGGUAGUCUCGGAGAUCCGAGCAGAAGACAAAAAAAGUAAAAUUAAAUGCGAAUUAUAGCGCGUUCGUCUCCUCGUUUGUAUAUCCGUGGCGCGUUUUCGUUCAUACGCGGUUCAACAAACACCCAAUGUGGCGCUUGAGUUUGGAAGGUUAUGGAUUAAAGUUUCGGGGUGUGGCAUCAUAUUGUGAUUUAUAAAAUAAAUGGAAUAUCGCGCGUUUGUAAUGUAGGGCGACUUUAUUUUCUCGACGUGACUAAUGCAAAGAAUCACCAUUAAACAGCUUGUGAGGUGUCCUUGGAAUUUCAACCACUAUCUGAAAAAUUGCUCUUCAGUGGACAGAACAUUUUUUAAAUGUAUUUACAACGGCAUUACAUUUGUGGCGCCUUGUUCCAAAAUUUCUUCACUGCUUAUUGAAAGAACAGAAAUUUCAAAAUGCGUAUGAUACACGCCGAUUAAUUUGCAUAUUGAUGAGUGUUUACGUGAAACGUUGACACAAGGUAGUUGAUCGUUGCUUGAUAGGAUACGGUCCAUGAAAUCACGUGUAUUAAAAUCUACGUGGGAUGUUGGGCGCUAUCACCCCCACGCAGUCCCACGAGUACACCGAAAUGUCCCGGUUAGCCGACUACUUUGUUGUGGUCGGCUACGACCACGAAAAAGAGAGAGGAGGUAUAAGUAAUGGAAUUAUUCUGCAAAGAUUUCCGGAGAAAGAUUGGCCAGAUACACCAUUCAUCGAAGGAAUAGAAUGGUUUUGUCAACCACAAGGAUGGGCUUUAUCUACAGAAAGACAAGAACCACGGUUUUUUGUGUCUAUUUUAACUGAUAUUGAUGCAAAUCGUCAUUACUGUGCAUGUAUGUGUUUUAAUGAGACAGUGUCGAUUGUGCCAAGUAAACCUGUAGAUGAAGAAGAAGAUCCUGUAGAUGGUGAUAGUCGUUCAUUGGUUAGAACAAUACCUACAAUUGCACAUCACAGCAUUAUGUAUGCACCCAAAUGUCUGGUGCUGGUUUCCAGACUCGAUUACAUUGAAACUUUUAGAAAUUGCCUUGGUAUAAUAUAUACUGUAUAUGUAGAAAAUCAUGGUAUACCAUUAGAAACUUUGGUAGGAAAUAUAUUAGGUUGCAUACAAGUACCACCUGCUGGUGGGCCACAAGUACGAUUCAGCAUUGGCGCAGGUGACCGUCAAGCGCUUCAACCUCCAAUUAGUCCUUCUCUUCCAUUAACUCAUACUAGUGUAAAUCUUUUAUUUCAACAGUUAGGUAUUCGCAAUGUGUUAGUAUUAUUUUGUGCUGUUAUGACGGAACAUAAAAUACUUUUCCAUUCUGCAAGUUAUUCCCGAUUGACUGAAGGAUGUCGUGCUCUUACUGCACUAAUGUAUCCAUUUAGAUACACACAUGUUUACAUUCCUCUUUUGCCAGCAGCUUUGGUUGAAGUACUGAGCACGCCUACUCCUUUCAUUAUGGGUGUGCACAGCUCAUUAAAAUAUGAAGUUGCAGAACUUAUGGAUGUAAUAGUUGCCGAUUUAGAUGGAGGUUCUAUCAUGGUUCCAGAUGGUGUCUCACUUCCAUUGCUCCCAGAACCACUUCUUUCACAGACACAGGAUGCAUUAUCCUUAGUACUGCAGCCAGAAUUACUUUGCGCAGAUUAUGCCUUUCCACCGCUUGCAACAAGAGCUCCUCAUUCUCCUAUGUUAGACAAAGAAAUAAGAGCAGUUUUUAUGAGAACAUUUGCUCAAUUGUUACAAGGCUAUAGGAGCUGUCUAACACUAAUAAGAAUUCAUCCCAAACCUGUUAUUACAUUUCACAAGGCAGCUUUCUUAGGGGAGCGAGGCUUGACAGAUUGUGAUUUCACGACUAGAGUUUUGGAUUGUAUGUUUUUUACUUCAUUUAUUGCAGAAAGGGGACCACCAUGGAGAGCUUGCGACGUGUGGGACGAACUGUAUAGUAAUUUGAGUGAUCAAUUGAAACAAGAAGCACAAGAUCAUAGACUUGUCUUAACGCAUAUUCAAGAAUUAGCACAACAAUUGUACACAAAUGAAAAUCCAAAUCCUCAACCAUACGUACAAAAGAUUUUGAAACCACCCGAAGGAGCAUUUGCUAGAAUACAUCAGCCACUUUUGCCACGCAUCAAUCCAGAGCAAGUUCAAGCAAUUAUAGAUGAAGGUCUUGCCAAGAAUAAUCUCAAAGUUAGAUUAUCAUCAUUGAGGCCAUCUCAACCUCGUAUUGUACCUAUGGGUCCACAUAUCUCAUUUGUUCAUGACACUAGACAUUUGGUCAGUAAUUCUGCACGUAGACUUGAAGUUCUUCGCAACUGUAUAAACUGUAUAUUUGAGAAUAAAAUAUCGGACGCUCGGAAAACUUUUCCAGCUGUACUAAGAACGUUAAAGAGUAAAGCUGCUCGUUUAGCGCUUUGCAUGGAAUUAUCACAACACGUUGUUGGGAACAAAGCGAUGUUAGAGCAUCAACAAUUUGAUCUUGUAGUCCGUUUGAUGAAUUGUGCUUUACAAGAUGAUUCUUCAAUGGACGAACACGGAGUUGCUGCCGCGCUUUUGCCUCUUGCCACAGCAUUUUGUAGGAAACUAUGCACAGGAGUGAUCCAAUUCGCUUACACAUGCAUUCAAGAACAUCCUGUAUGGCAAAACCAACAAUUUUGGGAGGACGCUUUUUAUUUGGACGUUCAAAAAGAUAUAAAACGAUUAUAUCUCCCAGGAGAAAAUUCUCCUCCACGACUCAUGAAUGAUGGUAUUUUAAGUCCAAUAAGCCCGCGGGAUGGCAAAGAAUUUCCCUUUCGUGACCGGUAUUCAAUUUAUCAAAUUCAAGAACCGUCAGCUCUUGAAAUAGCUGCUGAACAAAUGAGGAUUUGGCCAACGAUUGAUCCAGAGAAACAAAAGGAACUUAUUGCAAGCGAGGAAAGUACUAUGUAUAGUCAAGCAAUCCAUUAUGCAAAUAGAAUGGUGUAUUUACUGGUUCCAUUGGACAUAGCAGCAAAGACUCAUCGCCAAGAUAACAUUUACGACGAUGAAAGAGCAAGUAACAGCAUCACGAAUAGUGUGGCAAGUGACAGCGGCGAUGCAGAGUCCGGGUUUGAGGAAACUGAUCCUGGAGAAACUGGUUGCGCUGUUAUUCGAAUGGUUUCCCGAUUUGUAGAUCGUGUUUGUACAGAAGGAGGUGUAAGUGCUGAACAUGUAAGAUGUCUACAUCAAAUGGUUCCUGGUGUUGUCCAUAUGCACAUCGAGACUCUCGAAGCUGUACAUAGAGAAAGCAAAAGAUUGCCUCCGAUACAGAAGCCUAAGAUCUUGACACCUAACAUGUUGCCUGGCGAAGAAGUUAUUAUGGACGGUUUACGUGUUUACCUUUUACCAGAUGGGAGAGAAGAAAGUCCAGCAGGAUUACCAAAGAUACCACCACUCUUGCCAGCAGAAGGAGCAAUAUUCCUCACUAAUUACAGAAUUGUGUUUAAAGGAAUACCUUGUGAUCCGUUUGCCUGUGAACAGUUAGUAGUUCGUGCCUUUCCUGUCACAUCGUUGACGAAGGAAAAACGAGUCGCUGUACAACACUUAGCGCACUUAGAUCAGUGUUUACAAGAAGGCCUUCAAUUACGUUCUUGCACUUUCCAGUUAAUAAAAUUAGCAUUCGAUGAAGAAGUUACACCUGAGAAUAUUGAAACUUUAAGAAAGUUAGUUCAUAAAGCUCGAUAUCCGCCACAUAUUUUUCAUCACUUUGCUUUUAAUGGACAAGUAUUGGUGACUCCGACAGCGCAUCACAAAGGAAAAGAAAAGAAUGCUACCCUCAAAGGAUUUGCCAAGAAAACUCUUUUGAAAACUGCGCGUAAAGCCGGUUUUAAACCAAAACAGUCGUCGAAAAGACAAAAAUAUGUCUUGCCAAAUAUGAACAUGAUCACUAAUAACAAAUUUAUGACAUCGCCUGGUCGAAUGAGUUUACCAGUAACAGAUAAUAAUGAUUUAAGUCAUGACGAUGAUCUUAGUGUAGAUGACUUUGAAAUGCCGGGCAUUGUAACUCAACCCCAGCCACCAACCGAUGCAAAAACCUUAGAGCGAUUAUCUGAACGUAGUUAUGUAAGGGAUUGGUAUCGUUUGGGAUUAUAUUCAAAUGGGCCGCACAGUAAUCGUAGGAACGAACCGUUUCGGUUGUCUUCGGUGAAUUGUGCCUAUAUGAUUUGUAGGAGCUACCCCGCGCUCCUUAUAGUUCCUUCAUCGGUAUCAGACGAAAGUAUCCGCAGAUUUUGUCGACUUUAUAGACACAAUAGAAUACCAGUUAUCACUUGGAGACAUCCAAGAACAAAAGCGCUUCUUAUCAGAGGCGCAGGUUAUCAUGGGAAGGGUGUCAUAGGCAUGUUGAAAGCUCAUCCAGCAUCUGCUGCUAAUUUGAAAGCAACAUCUUCAGAAACAACGUCAUCCCUGGAACAGGAAAAGUACAUAAUGGCACUUGUAGCUGCGACUCCAUUAUCUGCGUUGAGACAAGGAUCUGCUUGGGGAAUGUCUGAUAGUUCACUCAGUAUUGAUUCUUUAUUGCUAGCUGCAGAAGAUCGCAACGCUACACCUGAACAAUCACGGCGAAAUCCAUUUAAUAAAGCCAUUGGAACAUUAAGUUCAUCAGGCGGUAAAGGUCCUAAAAAUUUCGGACGUUGGGGUUCAUUGAAAGAUAAGAGACAUAAUUCUCAGGCUUCUUUAACAUCAGUCCAUCAGCGUGGAACUGUUAGACAUUCCGCAGAUUCGGAUAGUGGUACAGAAUGUGUUCAUACAUUUCAACGGGCUGUAUUAUACAUCCUCGGUGAAAAGGCGCAUAUGAAAGGUGUUAAAGCAGAAUCAGCGCCGAAAACCGACUUUAUUCCAGUCGAAUACUAUGACGCAAGACAUACGAAAGCCGCCUUUAAGAAACUUAUGCGGGCUUGUAUUCCUAGCUCUCCAAAUAUAGAACCAGACCAAAGUUUUUAUAAAUUAAUUGAAAGUUCCGAAUGGCUACAACAACUUCAAAAUUUAAUGCAGUUGUCCGGUGCCGUUAUUGACUUGAUGGACGUACAAGGUUCAUCCGUAGCCGUUUGUUUAGAACAGGGUUGGGACACCACAACAACAGUUUGUUCUGUAGCACAAGUGUGUCUUGAUCCACAUUACAGAACCAUCGAGGGAUUUCGAACUUUGAUCGAAAAAGAAUGGCUCGGAUUUGGUCACAGAUUCGGGCACAGAAGCAACCUAGCAGCAAAUUCUCAAACUACCAAUUUUACACCUACUUUCUUGCAGUUUCUUGACAUAGUGCACCAAAUUCAAAAACAAUUUCCAUUAGCGUUCGAGUUCAAUGAGUUCUAUUUGAAAUUUUUGGCAUAUCACUCGGUUUCCUGUCGUUUUCGAACAUUUCUGCUGGAUUGUGAAUUUGAUAGAGUAGAAUGUGGCAUUACUGCUGUGGAAGAUAAAAGAGGGUCGCUGACGAGUCAUCACAAGGGAGUGGAUACCGGGAGCGACGAUGAAACCAUUUAUCCAGGCGGUAGAUUGGCAGGGACGAAUACAGGAUGUAAUCUUGGUCAAAGUAUAUUUGAUUACAUCGACAAACAACAUGCAAGAUGUCCCUUAUUUUAUAACUUUAUGUACACGCCUAAUACGGAGCAUACGGUAUUAAGACCCGUGUCACACUUGCCGAGUCUUGAUAUUUGGCAGUACUAUAUAGAAGAAGAAUUGGCUCAUGGACCUGCGUACGACUUAGAAGUAUUACAGCAAGAUUCUCAGCAAGAAGAAGAAGCAGAGGCCGCUGACGGCGUUGUUAAAAGUAAUCGUAAAGUGGUUACACAAGGUUACGAUGGUACAAGUACUAUGAUCCCCGAUCAAUUUUCCUAUCUCUUGGAAGAAAUUCAUAAACUAGAAACAGAGUUAGGUCAUUUACCUCAAAAAUGGAAAGUUCUUUGGGACAAGCUUGAACUGCCAAACACAGAUUCGCUUGCGCGCCAUGCAUCGUUUAGUACUACACUGGUCAGAUAUCAUGGUCGAUUGAUUCAUAAGCGUUCUACACUGGAAUUACUCCUUCGAGGCAAACUCGCUGGCGGAAAUAAUUCUGGAAAUGAAGGGUCCGUUUACGCACAUCCUCAUAGAUUCGAACGAUUAGAUUCAGCUACGCCAACUCAUUGCGAUGCUUGCUCUGGUGUUUUGUGGGGUCCUGUGAAGGCCGGCUUGCGAUGCGUAGAUUGCGGACAUGUGUGUCAUGACAAAUGUGCUGAUGCGGUACCAAAAAAUUGCACAAAAUAUAAAACGGUCACUGACAAUUUACAAACACACACACUUACAAGAAGUGGCGGAGAUAACGGAAGCGUUAACUCGAGUGUAGCAACGAUACAAACUUCGUCACAACAAUAUUAUGAACAGUUCUCUAGCAAUGUUGCAGAAAAUAGGACACACGAAGGAUAUCUUUAUAAGCGAGGUGCUUUGCUUAAAGGUUGGAAGCAAAGAUGGUUCGUAUUAGAUUCUAUAAAACACCAGUUAAGAUAUUACGAUGCAAUGGAAGAUUCUCAUUGUAAAGGAUACAUAGAUUUAGCUGAAGUAGUGUCUGUAACCCCAGCUGCGCCAAUGCCAGGACCACCAAAGAAAACUGACGAUAAAUCAUUCUUCGAUCUUCGUACAAACAGGCGGACAUAUAAUUUUUGUGCUGGUGACGCAGCAACUGCGCAAGAAUGGAUCGAAAAAGUUCAAGCAUGCUUACAAUAGCUUGAUUAUAUCUCUAAUUUAAAAUGUGCAAGUGACUGAUAGAUUAAAACAGAUUUUAAUUUUGUUACAUACUAUUAUAUAGUCUAAUAGUACGUAUUAUAUAGACUGCAAUAAUUUUGCUUUAAAUAUUUCGGUCGUUGAACUGAGAACAGUAUCAUAAAUUGAAUGUGAUGUACUCAUAUCUUUGACAUAGCAUUAUUAUAUAAAUGUAUAUUGUAAUUAUAUAAUUAUGUUAAAUUCGUAUUAUUUCAGCUGGGAGAUGAAAGAUCGCUACAUACUCAAGUAAAUGUUAAAAAUCUUUUUUUAUUUUGUUUAAUUCGUUUUUAAUUUUAAAUAAUUAUAUUAUAAAUUGUGAGUAAAAAAA
Megalopta genalis is the source of this 7067-nucleotide messenger RNA. It is a transcript of the gene Sbf, whose product is annotated as SET domain binding factor. Gene Ontology annotation, molecular function: guanyl-nucleotide exchange factor activity. The record is from RefSeq and is a predicted model, not a curated record. NCBI's taxonomy places the organism in Eukaryota, Metazoa, Arthropoda, Insecta, Hymenoptera, Halictidae. Gene Ontology annotation, cellular component: membrane; cytoplasm.